GCUGGGAACGUUAUGAUAGAGUUUAUGAAGGACCGUCAAUUUGGAGCUCUAGGCCGCUUCGGAGUCCUUCGACCUACAGAGCUACGCACUAUUACGCAACCAAACAUCAGAGCCAUCGACACAGAGGCAAAAAAUCUCAAAGAUGAGACUGUUUUUUGCUGGAUAAAGUCGUUCAGUAAAUUAUAUCGGGAUCGCGAGGCGGAGGCCUUCAACCAGAAAGUAGCGACCAUAAAUCUUCGUACACCUGUCUUUAUACCCUUUACAGUCGAGUCCCCAGAAGCCGCCCUCACAGCCACAUCAGAAACUUCGCAUGGAGAGUCUCGAUGGAUGGACUCUCCCCUUCGUGUUUCCGUAACGCCAAGUCCAAAUCUGAUGCCACAGGACGAGCCGGAGUCGGACACAGCGCAGCCGGAUUCAAGAUCGUCAGGUCCUAUGCGCGCGCCUGUACAAUGGGACCGCGCUCGCGUGCAGACGCUGUGUGCAUCCCCAAUGACAUGUCUCAGCCCAGCCCGAACGCCACUGCUGGAACAAGGAUUGACACCACCAGGAGAUUUUACAUACUUUCCAAUCCAUCCCUUCCCGGUUGUGUUCUGGACUGGUUCGAAGUUCGAAGAUGAGGACCCUUUUCAGUUGGAACAACCGUUCGAAGCUGGGCCUUGACAUUGGGGGCAAGCUGAACCGUGCUAAGCUUUUUCGGGAGACUGUACAAGGCUCACGCAUAUGUACAGGCCCGGGGUGAACUUCACACUCUCGCCCGGUUGCACUUUCAUAUGUGCACCUGUUUCGAAGUUCUCGAACAGCGUGAAUCCCGGCACUUGGAAAACAGCUGGCUUGUCCGCAGUAUAAUUCAUCGUGGCGUAUUUGUAAGCUUUAUACCCAAAAAUUUGAUUUUCGUAUUUCUUCAUAAGUGCUUCGCCGCGGCUUACUGUCUCUUCGUCCGUCGUUUCGUUGAAUGAGAAGUUGUGAGGAGCCAUCAUUCGUGUAUUCGUCGCGUGCUCUCUGGGGAUGGCAAUUCUUGUCGAAUCGCGAAUGAUGGAACCGAACGCUGGUAAACUUCCUAAUCUCGCGAAGGUGAGCGUCUGAAAGAGG
Molecule: messenger RNA, 1089 nt
Organism: Dissoconium aciculare CBS 342.82
Lineage: Eukaryota; Fungi; Ascomycota; Dothideomycetes; Mycosphaerellales; Dissoconiaceae
Exons: 2
Coding region: 13-660 (215 amino acids)
Source: RefSeq, a predicted model, not a curated record